UGCUUUUUGCAUCAAAGCUUCAAUGUUCCUGGUAUUUUAUGUGGAGAUUGUAAACUGUGUGAUCAGCCAUGGCUUUUCAGGAGAUCUUGGAGAGAACAGGUGGCAUGGGACGAUAUCAGAUCAUUCAUGUCAUUCUUCUGUGCUUGCCAGUUUUCAUGUUGGCUAGCCACAAUCUCUUGCAGAACUUCACUGCUGCUAUUCCAAAACAUCGAUGUAAACUUAAUGAAUCCUGGGAAGAAGGUAAUUUUACUGGACCUUGGUUACAUGCUCAUAUUCCGUUGCAGUCAAAUGGGAAACUCUCUAGCUGCUCAAGAUAUACAAACCUCCAACUCAAUUUACUUAAUUAUAGUCUUACAAGCAAUACUAGUGACUUACAGACUGAGAUAUGUGCUGAUGGCUACAUGUAUGAUGACAGCGAAUUUUCUUCAACUAUUAUAAACCAGUGGGAUUUGGUCUGUAAUCAGAAGAAAAUGAGGCAGCUCGCUCAAUCCAUUUUCAUGGCAGGAGUGCUGGUUGGAUCCAUAAUAUUUGGUGGGCUAUCAGACAAGUUUGGGCGCAGACCACUGUACAUUUGGUCAAACCUUCAGAUGUUUGUGACUGGAAUAUGCGCAGCUUUUGCUCCUAACUACAUUGUGUAUUGUGUCUUUCGUUUCCUGACUGGAACUGCUCUCUCUGGGAUUGUUCUCAAUUCCUACUCUCUAAUUGUGGAAUGGAUUCCCACAGAGUAUCGGGCCUUUACCAGUACAGUCACUGGGUACUGUUACACAAUUGGCCAGCUGGUGUUGGUGGGCCUUGCAUAUCUAAUUGAAAACUGGCGUAUGCUGCAGCUGGCUGCAUCCCUUCCCUUCUUCGUCUACUUUUUAUAUGCAUGGUGGCUCCCUGAGUCCAGCCGCUGGCUUGUUCUAGGUGGGAAAUAUGAACACGCUAUCAAAGACUUAAAGAAAGUGGCCAGAAUUAAUGGGAGGAUGGAAGAAGGGGAGAAACUUACAGUGGAGACAAUUAAAUAUGACAUGCAAAGGGAAAUAAAUGCUUCUCGAGGAAAUAGUUAUUCUGUGUUGGAUCUGAUAAGAACACCUGUGGUGCGUCGGAUAUCUUUUUGUAUAUGUUGUACUUGGUUCUCCACCAGCUUUGCCUAUUAUGGUCUAGCAAUGGACCUUCAGAAAUUUGGACUGAGCAUCUAUAUUGUUCAGAUUAUCUUUGGAACAGUUGAUAUCCCAGCCAAGUUUUUUUCCUAUUUUGUGAUGACACACAUGGGACGUCGUGUUCUACAAGCUGCUAGUUUGAUUUUAGCAGGGAUUGCAAUUUUAGUGAAUGUCUUUGUUCCUGAAGAGUUUCAGACAGUGAGAACCUCAAUGGCUGUUUUUGGGAAAGGAUGUCUAGCAGCAGCUUUUAACUGUGUGUAUCUAUACACUGGUGAAUUGUACCCAACUGUUAUCAGGCAGUCUGGUAUGGGGCUAGGCACCAUGAUGGCUCGUCUUGGAGGAAUAGUUGCUCCACUGGUUCAGAUGACGGCUGAUUUUUAUAUUCAUCUACCACUCAUCAUUUAUAGCCUUUGUCCUAUUCUUUCUGGCAUUAUUUCAUGCUUUCUUCCUGAGACACUAGGUGUGCCUCUGCCAGAGACCAUACAAGAAGUAGAAAGCCCUACAUAUAGGAAGAAGGUUUCAAAGUACAAGGAAGAGAUAUCUUUAAAAGAUGGAAUUUAAUCUCAAGAAAACAAAAGUCUUCAUGUUAUUGCAUUUUCCAUCACUUCCCCAACUUCGAAAAAGAAUAUAGAAGAAACUGGGAACUUAACUCAGAGGCCUGAUCUCAUUAUUUAUGUGUAGAGAUGAGCGAAUUUCAUAUUUUGAAUUUGUUCACGCUUCGUUUGUUGGUAAAAGCAGAACUGAGAUAUGGAUUCCUUUACUAAGGACAUAACGCAAUUCUAUGACGGUAUGCAU
Molecule: messenger RNA, 1937 nt
Organism: Bufo bufo (common toad)
Lineage: Eukaryota; Metazoa; Chordata; Amphibia; Anura; Bufonidae
Product: solute carrier family 22 member 6-B-like
Exons: 10
Coding region: 69-1703 (544 amino acids)
Biological process (GO): transmembrane transport
Cellular component (GO): membrane
Molecular function (GO): transmembrane transporter activity
Source: RefSeq, a predicted model, not a curated record